Messenger RNA from Sarcophilus harrisii (Tasmanian devil), 7563 nucleotides. RefSeq names its product RAB27B, member RAS oncogene family (gene RAB27B). NCBI's taxonomy places the organism in Eukaryota, Metazoa, Chordata, Mammalia, Dasyuromorphia, Dasyuridae. The coding region runs from base 371 to 1051 and encodes 226 amino acids. The transcript is spliced from 8 exons. Gene Ontology annotation, cellular component: secretory granule; melanosome. Gene Ontology annotation, biological process: melanosome transport; positive regulation of exocytosis. The record is from RefSeq and is a predicted model, not a curated record. Gene Ontology annotation, molecular function: GTP binding; GTPase activity.
UACACAAGGCUGAGAGGAAGCGCAGCAGCGGCGGCGGCAGCAGCAGCAGCAGCAGCAGCAGCUGCUGCGGUGCUGGUGACAGCAUCAGCAUCAACAUCAGCAUCAACAGCAUCACAGCAGUAGCAGCAGCAGCAAAGGCUGAAGCGUCUGGCUGCCCUCUGUCACUGCCAGUGGAAAGGUAUUUACUUACUCUUUAGCACUCAGCUGAUGGAAGCAACAGUGUCAUAAAGAGAUGGGCUAGUUAUCUCCCAGCUGCCGAAAUCGGGAGACAUUUGGGGCUGCUUCUCAUCUGUCUUUCCAAUUAGAAACCAAAGUGCAACAGAAGGGAUGCCUUUUCCAAAAUAAGACAACCACGUUUAAUGACCAUGAAAUGGGGUCCACCAAGAUCAGCAUUAUGACUGAUGGUGAUUAUGAUUAUCUAAUCAAACUCCUGGCCCUUGGAGAUUCAGGGGUGGGGAAGACUACAUUCCUUUAUAGAUAUACCGACAAUAAAUUCAAUCCCAAAUUCAUCACUACAGUAGGAAUAGACUUUCGGGAAAAACGUGUGGUAUAUAAUGGUCGAGGACCAAAUGGAUCUCCAGGAAAAGCUUUUAAGGUACACCUUCAGCUUUGGGAUACAGCUGGACAAGAAAGAUUCCGAAGUCUCACCACAGCAUUUUUCAGAGAUGCUAUGGGCUUCUUAUUAAUGUUUGACCUUACCAGUCAGCAAAGCUUCUUAAAUGUCAGAAACUGGAUGAGCCAAUUGCAAGCUAAUGCAUAUUGUGAAAAUCCAGAUAUAGUAUUAAUUGGCAACAAGGCAGAUCUUUCAGACCAGAGGGAAGUCAAUGAACGGCAAGCCCGAGACCUUGCAGACAAAUAUGGCAUACCCUAUUUUGAAACAAGUGCAGCAACAGGGCAGAAUGUGGAGAAACCUGUGGACACACUUCUGGACUUAAUAAUGAAGCGCAUGGAGCAAUGUGUGGAGAAGUCACAAGUCCCUGAUGCGGCCAAUGGAGGAAAUUCGGAGAAGCUUGAGGGAAAGAAACCAGCCGAAAAAAAAUGUGCUUGCUAGACUUCACCUUUUCAAACUGAGAAUCAAGAACCUCACCCAAAUAGUUGAUCAAAAAAUGGUUGACAAGCCACAUAAUUGAUGAGUGGGCCUUGCACAGAUACAUUUUCUUUUCUUUUCUUCCAGAGAAUGAAUUUUUAAACAUCACCAUGAUCAUCAAUGUUCAGUGGGACUGAACUAUGAGUUAUAAGGCCCAAUAGUUCUGUGUCUGAAUUUUCCCAACAUAAUCUUAUCAUCAGGGACAUUCAGUCGAUUUUUUGGUUAUAUUAUUGUGUUUUUUUUUAUUUUAAAAGAAGCAUUGAAAUCCUCCAAUAAGAAAAUGAAAAUGUUAUGGAGCUUAAAAUCAGAAAGAAAGGAGAUCACUUUUUUGUAUGAAAGAGGAAUAAUAAAUUAAUUGCUGAAGAACAUGAAAAAGGGCAUUUCUAAGAUUGUUUUCACUUAUAUUGAUACUAAUGAUUCAUACUUUUGUGUUUGCAUUGGUAAUAAUGUAUUAGCUGAAGAAAAUCUGCAAGUGAAGAAUUCUCUGGGGUUCAUUAAAACUGACCUUAUUAUAAGCACACAGUAUGUAGCUUGCCCUAUUAAAUUACUGAUAAGGUGACUGGAAGGAUGAAUAUCUAACUUUUGAUUAAAUCCAGGGAAUUAUGUGAUAAUGUCAAUUCUGUGUUCCUAGUAAAUGGCAUGUAGAAGACAACUGAAUUAGAGAGGAUGACAUAUAGGCAAAAUAAGCAACCCUCAAAAGGGCAAAAAGUGUUUGACCCUAACAGGUACUGAAAGGAGAAGCAUAAGUUGCAGCUUGCUGAGAGAGCAUUAUAACCAGACUUCAUGCAUGUUCAAAUUGAAAUUGAUGUUACCUUUGGGGGUGACAGUGAGAAUUCUAGGGCUUUCAUUUCCAGUGAAAGAUGUAGAGGCAACAUAGUGUUCAUUCAGCAGCACAUUUUAUUUUUUCCACUAAAUGUUACCCAGACAAAUGAAGUUUCUUGUUCUUAGAAUACUGUAAUUAAAACUCAUCCUAACUGUUCUUUGUAGAAUGAACCAGUGAGUAUUUUGAUUUGUUUUCUUCAAAAGUAAAAACUGAUCACUAUUUGUAGAGAAUUAGAAAAGUCACAAACAUCCUGAACCAUACCUUUUGUGCCACUUGUUCCUUUUUGUCAAAAAUGCCAUUCUAACUCAUUCAAUCCAGAACUCCUGAAAAACAAAAGGUCUUUGCUUGGUUCCCUCUGAAUUUACAAAUCUUCAGUAAGGCUAUGAAGACUAUAUCAUGAUUUGGUUCAAUAUUUACUUUUAAUCCAUGCUUUUAUUUUUACCUUUUUCAAGGAAAAUGCAAAGACAUAUUUGAGGAAGGGAGAAUGAAACUUACUAAAGUUGAAUUCAUCCCACCACUGUUUCACAGGGACUGGUUUAUCUUUAUGGCUAAGCUAUUAUAAGAUUUAAUCCACAGUAAUGAUAUUAUAAGGUCAUGAUAAAUAAACACAUUAAAACUUUCCUAAGGAACCUCAUUAUUUAUACAAUAUUCUAGUCACUCUUAACUAUGAAUUAGGUGCCUGAUGAAUAUAUUCCUUUAUUUAAUAAAGAUCUUUAACCUUUUUUCUCUUUCUGUCAAAAGAAGAUAACCUUUUGAAAAGGAUUUCUCAUUCCUGCUGCUCAUAAGGCACAUGAGCAAAUGAAAACUCCUCAAGAGCUAUCUAUGUAAUAUUGUUACCUUAAGUCCCAUCUUUCCUAAUGUCCCUCAUUUCCUUAAGGAUUUCACUCUAGCUCAUCCUACCCGACCCUCAGUUUACCACCACUAUUACUGACUUCCAAGAGAGCACUUGUCUUCUUGUCUUUGGGGUGGAACAAAAUUAAAAUAAAACCAAUAGUAUCUGCUGGGAAACAUUUAAAUAUUGAUCUGCUAAUGAAAUUCUACUUUUCAUUCCCACCUUCUACCAAUUUCUCUCACUCCUUUCCAGUCUCUCACAUCAUUACUUAGCUUUUUUAAUGCAUUGUCCAUCUUCCUUCUUCAGAUGAGCCUUCCCUAUGACAUUUUGUAUUCUUCUAAAGAUCAUAAAGGUGGGAAAGGAGAAAAGGUAAUGAUUACUUUCUUCUCUCAGACAAAAACAGUCUUCUGCAUCCUACUUACUAACAAUGUCUUCUCUAGCCAUUCCCAUUUCCUUUUAUGCCUGGGGUUUUCAAUUUUUAUUCUUUUUUCCCCCUGCAUUAUUACUGAUAGAGAAUAGUCAGCUUUUAUAAGGUCCAAAAAAGUUGUGCAUGCAAUUAGACUUGAUUUUAUGUCUAUUUUUAUUCAUAGUCCCUAUAUGGCCACUUAAGUUUGGGGAGUCUUUGUGCCAAACACUAUUCUCUGAUAAUUAGGGAAUGGAGUGGAGGGUCAACAUGCCAAUAAAACUUUUGGACCCAAACUUGAAAUAGGAGAUCAGAGGAGGGAAGGAAGGACAUGGGCAGAUAGCUAUGGUGUGGGCAGUCUUUGGAAAGGACCAAACUAUGAGGAAUAAUUUAGAACUAUAAUUUCACUUUCUGUUUGUAGCAUCCUCUUUGGUGUACACACACACACACACACACACACACACACACACACACGAUGCUAUUUUGAUUUGUAAUUCUGUCCCUUGCUCAUUAUUCACUUUAUUUUGGCACCAGUGGAUGAUAGACUUUUUUUUUCCUUCUAGAGACAUUAUUUUGAAGAAUUCCUUAAAGCAGCAACAUAACCCUGUGUUUUGGGGGAACAUGGAAUUCCAACAUGGAAUUCUAGCCUCUUUAAAAUCCCUAGGUAGCCAAUGUUUCUUAGUCAUCAAGGCAAUGUUUUUUUGUUUGGUUCUUUAUUUUUUUCUUUCAGUGUCUCUGAUUAGAUUGUUGUAUUGUUGGAAUUGUCCAAAAAGUAUGUGAAGCUCUUUUUUCCAGUGUAGAAAUCAUCUCUGUGGGGAAUCUGCACUGUUUCAAUGUUUACAAUGCUCUUCCCUGGUGCCUCAGAUAUCUCUGUGACCAAAAUUGGCUUCAGCUACAUGGUAUAUUUUUUGGUAAUACUGUACUACUGGACAGCCUCUCUUGGAGUUUCUUACAGGGUUACAGAACUCUCGACAGUAACUCCAACCUGUCAUAAAUCUCUGUCAAGCCCACCUGUCAUAAAUCCAUCUUGCUGAAAUUUCCAAUCUUCAUUUCUUUGCUAAUAGAAUUCUGAUCAGUUAAGUGUAUCCCCAUAAUUAAAGCUAAGAAUUAUCCUUCAAAUGGCAAGACCUUUUGUGAAAAUGGGUUGAGCAGAGUUGGAUUGCAAAUUCUCUUUUUCUCCAUUUUGGGAAUAGUAAACUAUUGUGGAUUAGCAAUCAGAAAUCCAGAAUGCUUUCUUUACCAUGAAGGACUCUGAGCAGUCAGUCUCCAAACAAAGCUAUUUGGGGAACUUUGUAGAUAGUCAGCAAUCUAAAUCAUCUUGCUUUCACGCCAUGUUAGGGUGUUGGCUAUUUUUUACUGCCAAAAACCCCCAAACAAGCAAACAAAUAAAAAUAAAGAUUACUGUUUUCAAAUAUAUUUGAGCAAGGAUAAUAACUCUGAAUACAUUUAUCACAACCUGAUCAGAAGGGCUAUGUUAGUUGAAUUGCUAUGUUUCAGUGGCUAUGCUUUUGUCAUUCAACUAAGUACACUGGCUUGUAUUACCAGAGUAUCCAUUUGGAAUGCUUUGGUGAGGUUUGGGAUAAGCACUUCACAGGGAGAAUUCUUAUUUUUGAUCUUUGCAAGAGGGAAGCCUACUGUGGAGAAGGACUUAAUAUUUUUCUGUGAAUCAAAGAGUAUUUUAAAAUUCUGAAUAAAGUGGAUUUGAAGUUAGCCAAAUGUAUCUUUGUAUUUGAAAUUCCCUUGAAUUUGAAAGGACCUAAUUUGCUUGAUCAGGCCUUGAAAUAAGAAAAAAAAAGCUAAGUUCCACUAGGAAACUUCAAGAAAUUCAUGGAACAAAAUUAUGUAAUGAGUGCUUCAUUUAAUCAAUGAUUAAGAAGCAUGAGUUCUGCUCUCCAGCAUGCUCAAUGAUCACAAAAGCCAGUUAACUUUUCUAUAUCUCUGCUUACUUAUGCGUGUAUCUCACAUAGAAGGUAUGAAAUCUAAGACAUAACAUAUCCAUAAAGCUUUUUGGAGAGAGGGAUGUGAUAUAAAACUCAAGAUAUAAAUGCAGUAGGCAUUUCAGAUUCUUGAUCUAGGGAAAAAAUUUGUCCUCUGAUCCAGGAAAAUCUGACUGUUGGAUUUAUCCAUCAAGAAAAUUAUCUUUCAUUUCUAACUUUGGAUUGUUUAUGGAAUCAAAUUUUUUUAAUCCAGGUUGUGUCUUUUAGUAAAGCUUUUCCGUUUUCAAGAGAAUCUAUAAUAUCUAAAGAGAUCACUUAGGAAUACAUUACAGAUUUUAUUUUUUUCUUAGAUUUUAUAAAAGAUGAUGUGAGCAUACGUGAGGCAGGGAAAAGGGAAGAAUGCUAAAGAAUGGCUUGAACAGGGCACUGGAUGGAGGGUAUUGUUUGCUAGGUGAAAGGUAUCCAGAUGUUUGAUGAAACCAUGAAAACAAUGAUUUAGUAUGACUGCCUAGAAAGAGAUGUUAGUUUUGCAGAUUUUUAUUUAUCUUACUGCCUGAGAACUCUUUGUGGAGACAACAAAAUUUGGGAUUACAUUUGUGUGGCCAGAGAUGGUCAAAGAAACAUUUUGUUUAAGUAUAUGUGUUUAGGGCUAAAAAAGAGCUAUGUUUAAGGAAUUACUUCUAUGUAGAAUAAACGACAUUGCCAGAGAGCUAUUUUAUAACAGAUGUAUGGAAAAUAUUUAUUAAUCACUUUUCCUCCAGAAAAAUGAAGAAUGGCAGAUAACCAUUUAAUGGGAGGAGGGGGUCGGGUGAGAUGUACAAACAAAAGAGUUAUUUCACUACUGGAUUUACAGUUUGCUAUAUUUGGAGAAUAUUUCUUUUAUUCUAUGUGAAUGAUGCUUUUCUUUUCAAUAAUAUUCUUGAGGGACUCGAGGAAUAACAUUCCAAAGACCUUUUUCAGUGAUGUUCAUGUUCAAAGCUAGGUGUAUUUUUUCCACCUUCCCAUUUGAAGAAAAGGUCAUAAUAAAACUCAAUUUUGUAGCUGUGAGACUGAAUAACAGAAUGAUUCUAACAAUGACAUUUUUAGAAGAAAUUUCCAAAUAAGGCACAUUUUGGUAGAAUUUUUAAAAUUUUGUUUCUCAGGCAGAAUAGUUUAGUAGAGAGGGCAUUGGACAAGUUGGAGAUCUUCCCUGCCACUAACUGGCUGGUCCUUUGGCAAAUCACAUCUGUUUUCUUAAUUGCAAAAUGAUUAGAUGACUUCUAAGGUUUAAUCUCUGCUUUCCUUUAUUCAGCUGAAGGAUAUUGGCAAUGACCCAUCACCCUCAUGUAUUCUAAUAUCCCAGGAAUAGAUUGCGUAUGAGCUGAGGUUUCUGUUCUUAAUGAUUAUUUUAUUGUACAGAGUGGCUGUUUUCCUUAUUAAUUGCUGUUAGCUGAGGCAAAAAGCUAUUUAUCCUGAUGGCAAAACAAUGUGUUUAAGCUUUCUUUUCAGUUAUACUAUGGACUAUUUUUAAAAAGCUAUUUUGAAUGCUAAGGACAAUCCAGUCCAUCUCUACUAUCAUGUACAUAUACCUGAGGCUUCACAGGUGUAGAGAAUGCUGAGGGUGGAAAUUCCCCCCCACCAAUGCAGAUUUUCAAUUCUUUUGCAAUUUAGAGUUGCCAGGGCACUUGAACUUUAAGAUAGCCAGGGUUAACUGGAUCACAUAGCCAGUAUGUGUCAAAAAUGGGACAUGAACCCAAUUCUUCUAGACCCUGAGGUGGUGAAGGACAAUAGUCAUGAGUUCAACCAUUAAUGUGUGAAAAAUGGCAAGAUAAGGAAAAUGAAAUCACUUGAAUGGAAACCUUAGUACUUUUAGAGAGGCUACCAACCUUGGGCCUCCUCAUUUUUUCUGUGUAUACUUCUUUUCUAGUACUGCAAAAUAAGAUAUGAACUCUCCUUUAUCUUUUAUUUCCUAAUGUACUUCCUUCAAGACUGCCAAUUACAUUACCUUAAAAAUAAAUGCCAAUGUGGUAAAACUCCUCAUUGUAUAAUAGGGCUUUUUGUGAACUUAUCCAUGUAAGACUGUAUCUGAAAUUAUUUAUGAAAACUAAUUUGUCCUACUCUAUUAUGUUUUAAAGAUAACCAUUGUUUUGACUGUUACAGUCAAGUGCUUUGCUGUUUCCCGAAUUUACUCUUAGAUAAUGUUUUCCUGAUGUUGAGUUAUCUUGUGCCUUGUUUUCUUGUUUUACGUUGGUCUUCACAAGUCCAUAGAUAUUUUGUAUUGGUAUUAUGAAUGUAAUUUAAACCCUUUAACAUGAUUUUUCUCUAUAUAUACCCCUCAGUAGAUUGUGGUGCCUGACACAUCAUUUUAUUGUACCAAAGUUUCUGUGGCUUAAAAAAAAAUUGUCCAAUGAAUUACUGGUGUCUGGGUUUGAAUAACAUGGUCAAGGAAUGUAUCCUGUGAUUGUUUCUGCACUUUUCAAAUAAAAAUGCAUUUUUACCAGU